UCAGGCCGCCAGAGAAGCGGCACCGUACCCGUCCCCGACCGACACCACCAACACCCCCUGCCCCCAUCAAACAGCACCUGCCUUCACAAAGCAAAGCUAGGGCAUCAGCGGCUCAGACUUUACUCUCCUCCCCCCUUUCCCCACCCCCUCCCCCAUUCCACCGGACCAUCUGCUCUGAUUCAGCCGCAGGCGGGCGGGCAGGCGGGCAGCCACUGGACAAGAUGAGCGAUACUGGACUCUACUCGCUAGACGACAUGGACAUUUGCUCCGUGCCCGUUCCCGCGCCCCCCGAACGAGCCUCCGCCACCCGGCGGAGCCGAGGAUCCAGCGGAUCGACCAAGUCUACCUCAGGGAACAAGUUACCGAACGCCAUCACCAUCGCCGUAUCCUCACGGACACUCUUCAACAUGGCAGAGGAAAGGGCUAUCUAUGAGACUGAUGGGCUGGAGUCCUACGUUAAGUUUCAGCAGGAACACGAGAACGAGCCACUCAAGAAAGGAUUAGCCUUCGCCUUAAUGAAGGCACUGGAAGCUGUUAAUUUACGGCUACAUGAACUUUAUCCUGGGAGUGAUGAAGUAUUUGAUGUGGUUCUAAUGACAAAUAACCAUGCCCAAGUGGGAGUGAGGCUCAUAAACAGCAUCAAUCACUAUGGUUUGUCAAUUGAUAGAUUUUGUUUGACUGGUGGAACAAGUCCUAUUAGUUACCUAAAAGCAUAUCAAACCAACUUGUAUCUCUCAUCGGAUCCUGUUAAAGUAGCAAAGGCUCUAAGUGAAGGAAUUGCAGCAGCUACACUGUGUCAUCUGGACAAAGAUGCACAGCUCUCUGAGCAGCAAUUAAGAGUGGCUUUUGAUGGAGAUUCGUUUGUGACUCAAGAAUCGAAUGAGAAACCUUCAAAGAAUUAUCUGAUGGUUGAUUCGCCCUCUGAUUACGAGUCCAUGCAGCAGACUGGAAGAGGUGGAGCACCUGAACCAGGAAAGGAGCCUAUCAAAGAAUUUCUGGAACUACUUGGAGGAGUCCAGCGCAAGUUUUUUGACAAAAAUGAACGUUUGAAAUGCCCUAUCCGAACAUACUUACUCAUGCUCGGAGGUCCCUCAAGCAAAGGAGCAACAGCUUUGCAGAACAUUCGUAAAUGGGGCUUGGAGAUUGAUGAAGCACUCUUCCAUGUUGGUUCAAUGAAAAAUUCACUUCUAAAGAAAAUUCGACCUCACAUUUUGUUUCAUGUCUAGGCGAUCAUAACAAGUGCUAGCACUAAGCCCUGCUUCCGUUUCUGGUACUAUCACCAAACAAUAGCAAGGGGGAAGGGGGCUGAAAAAUCAUGUUGGUUGCGCUGUUUAAGAAUAAAACCUGUGCCUGUCAAAAGCAGUUUCGAGCUAUAGCAUUUUUGGAUUCCAAGUACACUUCUUACUGCAUAGAGUCAUAGAGUGAUACAGUAUGGAAACAGGUCCUUCGGCACAACUUGCCCACACCGGCCAACAUGUCCCGGCAACACUAGUCCCACCUGCCGGCAUUUCGUCCAUAUCCCUCCAAACAGGUCCUAUCCAUGUACCUGCCGAACUGCUUCUUAAAUGUUUGGAUAGUCCCUGCCUCAACUACCUCCUCUGGCAGCUUAUUCCAUUCAUUCACCACCCUUUGUGUGAAAAGGUUACCCCUCAGAAUCCUAUUAAAUCUUUUCCCCUUCACUGUUAACCUAUGUCCUCUGGUCCUCGAUUCACCUACUUUGGGCAAGAGACUGUGCAUCUACCCGACCAAUUCCACUAUCAAUCUCAUAGUCCCAGUUUACUCAACCUCUGACUAAAGUUGAGACCCUCUAGACCUGGAAACAUCCUCGUAAAUUUUCUCUGUACCCUUUUCAGCUUGACAACAUCUUUCUUAUUACACAGUGCCCAGAACUGAACACAAUGCUCCAAAUGUGGUCUCACCAAUGACUUAUACAACUGCAACAUGACCUCUCAGCUUCUAUACUCUGGCUUAUGAAGGCCAAUGUGCCAAAAGCGUUUUUUGAUCACCCGAUCUAUCUGUGACUCCGCCUUCAGGGAGCUAUGCACUUGCACUCCGAGAUCCUUCUGCUCUACAACACUACCCAGACCCCAACCAUUCGUUGUGUAGGUCCUGCCCAUGUUAGACUUCACAAAGUGCAGCAUUUCACAUUUUUCUGCAUUAAAUUCCGUCAACGAUUCCGAUUUCUGCAAAACCACCCACUUUUGUAUCAUCUGCAAACUUGCUAAUCUUGAUGUGUAUGUUCUCAUCCAAAUCACUGAUAUAGAUGACAAACAGUAACGGGCCCAGCACCGAACCCUGAGGUACACCACUAGUCACAGGCCUCCAGUCCGAGAAGCAACCACCUUCCAACAUCACCCUCUGUUUCCUUCAUUAAGCCAAUUUUAUAUCCAUUCAGCUAUCUCUCCUUGGAGAAAUACAAUCUCACCAUCUAGAGCUGCCUACCAUGAUGAACCUUGUUGAAUGCUUUAGUAAAGUAAAUAUAUACGACAUCUAUAGCUCUGCCAUCAUCGACCUAUUUGGUCACGUCUUUAAAAAA
Molecule: messenger RNA, 2536 nt
Organism: Leucoraja erinaceus (little skate)
Lineage: Eukaryota; Metazoa; Chordata; Chondrichthyes; Rajiformes; Rajidae
Product: cytosolic 5'-nucleotidase 1A-like
Exons: 7
Coding region: 222-1226 (334 amino acids)
Biological process (GO): adenosine metabolic process; nucleotide metabolic process
Cellular component (GO): cytosol; cytoplasm
Molecular function (GO): nucleotide binding; magnesium ion binding; 5'-nucleotidase activity
Source: RefSeq, a predicted model, not a curated record